Messenger RNA from Oncorhynchus gorbuscha (pink salmon), 3771 nucleotides. RefSeq names its product isoleucine--tRNA ligase, mitochondrial-like. NCBI's taxonomy places the organism in Eukaryota, Metazoa, Chordata, Actinopteri, Salmoniformes, Salmonidae. Gene Ontology annotation, biological process: isoleucyl-tRNA aminoacylation. Gene Ontology annotation, cellular component: cytosol. The record is from RefSeq and is a predicted model, not a curated record. Gene Ontology annotation, molecular function: isoleucine-tRNA ligase activity; tRNA binding; ATP binding.
CACAGUGUCCGUAGUAGUGUGUUACGUCCAGUACUUCCGGAAAACAAGAAAAAAGCGAUCCAAUGCUCUAAGAGGUCGCAAUCAGAUCGAUCACAACAACAAACCUGUUUUAGAAUUUUGGUAGGUAGAAUAGUACGAAGUGUUUGCCUCUCCAUGCUGCUGUGCCGCAUUUCAGCAGUGAGCCAGAGCGUAGCGAGAUGGGGAACGAGUGUUCGGAGAGGCGCCCUUCUCCACCCCGCACUCUCCUUCAACACCAGCCGUUGUCAAAAUGUCAGCUCCACCGAAGGUACGGUUCACCCUGCAGCCGCCCAGGGUGCCGGGCCGUACCGCGACAGUGUGUUGCUUCCCCGUACUGAAUUCCCCAUGAAACUAACCGGACAGAAUCUCAUAGACCGGGAGGUACAGAUACAACAGGAGUGUGGCUUUGCAGAACUCUACUCAUGGCAGAGAGAGAGGAAGGCCAAGAAGGAAUACUGUCUCCACGAUGGCCCCCCAUACGCCAACGGGGACCCACAUGUGGGGCAUGCCCUCAAUAAGAUCCUCAAAGACAUCCAGAACCGCUUUGAGAUGCUGAGGGGGAAACAGGUUCACUAUGUCCCAGGCUGGGACUGCCAUGGGCUGCCCAUUGAGCUGAAGGCACUGGGAGAGCUGGGAACCAGUGGACUGAGCCCUCUGCAGAUAAGACAGAAAGCUCGGGAGUUUGCGGAGGGGGCGAUCGCUCGUCAGCGCGCUGCCUUCCAGCGCUGGGGUGUGAUGGCGGACUGGGAUAAGUGCUACUACACCUUUGAUGGGACUUAUGAGGCAGCUCAGCUUAAGGUCUUCCAGGACAUGCACAGCAAGGGUCUGAUCUACCAGGACUACAAGCCAGUUUUCUGGUCUCCUUCCUCCAGGACAGCUCUUGCGGAGGCAGAGUUGGAGUAUAACCCACAGCACGUGAGCAAAGCAAUCUAUGCCACCUUCGCCCUGGCCACCCUGCCCCCUAAGAUGGCGGAAGCUGUAGGGGAGUUGGGCAGCAUUUCUGUGUUGGUGUGGACCACCCAACCAUGGACCAUCCCAGCCAACCAGGCUGUCUGCUUUAUGCCCAAUGCCCAGUACUCAGUAGUGAAGAGGAGAGACAGCUCACAGCUCCUCCUAGUGGCCACUGAGCGCGUUUCCAGCCUGGCAACACUGCUGAGCACAGAGCUGGAGACUGUGGGCACUUUCACAGGUACAGAACUUGAGGGAGGAGUCUGCCAGCAUCCCACCAUUCCCAGGAAGGAGGUUCCAUUGCUUCCAGCUAAUUUUGUGACCAUGGGCAAAGGAACGGGAUUGGUUCACACAGCUCCUGCCCAUGGGAUGGAGGACUACAGUGUGGCCUCUCACUUUAAACUAUCAGUGGAGUGUAUCGUGGAUGAGGAAGGCAGGUUCACUGAGCUGGCUGGGCCUGAGCUACAGAGUCUGUCUGUGAUGGGGGAGGGCAACGAUACAGUGAUCUCCAUGCUGAAGGCUGUCGGUUCUCUAGUGAAGGAGGAGGAGUGUGUCCACAGUUACCCGUACGACUGGAGGAGUAAAGAGCCUGUAGUCAUCAGACCCAGCAAACAGUGGUUCAUUGACAUCGCCAGCCUCAAAGACAAGGCCAAGGAAGUGCUGGCUAAGGUGCGUGUGAUCCCAGAAUCGGCGAGGGGCAGUCUGUUGGCCCACCUGGACAGAAGACCGUACUGGUGUAUCUCACGCCAGAGGAGCUGGGGUGUGCCCAUACCUGUGUUCUACCACAAGGAGACAGGAGAGCCUCUCAUUAACAAGCACACUGUAUCCCAUGUGACCCAGCUGUUCUCAGAGAAGGGCAGUGACUGCUGGUGGGAGCUGCCCCUGGAAUCUCUACUGCCACCAGAGGUGCUCAAGAAGAGUAAAGCAGGAGAGGUAACAGACUACGAGCGUGGAGAUGAUGUGUUGGACAUUUGGUUUGACAGUGGAACCUCCUGGGCUGCUGUUCUUGAAGACUCGAGGGCUGACGUGUAUGUGGAGGGAAAGGACCAGAUAGGUGGAUGGUUCCAGUCCUCUCUGCUCACCAGUGUUGCCGUGCAGAAAAGGGCUCCCUACAAGGCUCUGAUGAUACAUGACUUUGUGAUAAGCGAAAAAGGAGAGAAGAUGUCCAAGUCUUUAGGCAACGUAGUAGACCCCGAUACAGUCAUCCACGGGGGAGAGGACCCCAGUGUGUCUCCUGCCUAUGGAGUGGAUGUGUUGCGUUGGUGGGUGGCAGAGUCCAACGUCUUCUCUGAGGUCCAGAUCGGCCCCAACGUGCUCAACUCAGCCAGAGACAGCAUCAAUAAGUUGAGGAAUACCCUGAAGUUCUUGCUAGGGACUGCAGGGUUUGACCCUCGUACUCAGGCAGUGGACCCUAAAGAAAUGCACUACAUCGACCAGUACCUACUGCACCUUCUACGUAACUACAGUAUGAAGAUGACAGAUGCCUACAAUGAUUUUGGUGCAGGCAGGGCCAUCCGCCUGCUCCAAGCCUUCAUCACCAGAGACCUCUCCAAGUUCUACUUCAGCAUAAUCAAGGACAGGCUGUACUGUGAUCCUGAGGACUCGUUGGGUCGGCGGUCCUGUCAGACGGUUCUAGAGGAGAUUCUGGACGGAGUGACGCGCUCCAUCGCUCCUAUCCUACCUCACCUGGCCGAAGAGGUCUACUUACACGCCCCAGGACAUAACGAGGGGGAGACCCUGUUCAGGAGUGGCUGGAUUAAGAGCAGUCCUGUGUGGCGGAGGCCGGGAUUGGAGGAAGCCGUGGAGGGGGCAUGCGCUAUCAGGGAUUCCUUCCUGUCCUCUAUCCCAGGACGCAAUGCAGCCGAGUAUGAGCUGACCAUAGAGAUUGAGCCUGGCCUACUGUUUGAACUCAUUGAGUCUCUCCAAGACGAACCUACUUCCUCUUACUCUCAGCUAACAGAGCUGAUGAUGUCAUCGCAGACAACCCUGACUAGCGCCCUGCCCAGAGACCUGCCCGCUGAUGCCCUCAUCAGCAACGGCAGUUUCCUCAUCAACCUUGAGGGUGGGGUCAUCCGUGAGGACAGUGCUUACCAAGUAGCGGCAGUGCCCACCUCCAUGGCCCGGUGCCCGAGGUGCCGGCGGUACACCUCAAGCUCUCCAGACUGCCCCUGCCCCCGCUGCCAGACCAUCCUUACUGGGGCGCAGUGACACGUCCACCCGCACCAUCACAACCUGCAAAUUGCCGUUUAACCCGGUCUAUCUGCUUGAACUGACUCCAGACAACCAGGGGUCAACCAAGAAAGACCCUGCUUAGCAACGCACUGAGAGGGGAAACAGCGACAGCCAGACUGUCUGGCAGUUACCUAAAUGACGUUAUCUUUCUUCAGCUCUUCAACUGACAUUGACUCUGGCAUGCAGUGAGGAUGGAUGGUUUACAAGACAGGCUUCGUAAAACAAAGCACACAUUUUAUUUUGAUAGAGGGAAUUGUCAUAAGAGCUAUGCAGUACUUUUGAGUUCAUAAGACACCUCUCCCAAAGAAGGGCACAUCAGUGAUGUUUCCUAGAAAGGGACAUGUAUUGAUAGUCCUGGACCCCUCCUAUGAGGCACAGAGUGCAGUAAUAUACCUACUAAGAGAAUCAAGUCAUCGGGUCUGAUUAUUGUAUGUAUUAGAAGGAUAUAUAGGGGACGGUUCAACACUGAGCGCUUAGUUUUUUUUAUUUGUAUUCAUGUUUAAUGAUAAUCUGUAUAGUUCUCCUGUCCACUUCUACGAAAUCUAUUAAAUAAAGGAUGAUCAUUAAAAUACA